This is a messenger RNA of Nerophis lumbriciformis (worm pipefish), 8307 nucleotides long. It is a transcript of the gene lrrk2, whose product is annotated as leucine-rich repeat kinase 2. The record is from RefSeq and is a predicted model, not a curated record. Gene Ontology annotation, biological process: protein phosphorylation. Gene Ontology annotation, molecular function: ATP binding; protein binding; protein kinase activity. NCBI's taxonomy places the organism in Eukaryota, Metazoa, Chordata, Actinopteri, Syngnathiformes, Syngnathidae.
CAUUAUGUCCAGGAAACGAGCGACUUACCGAGUUUAGUGAAGGACGACGGGGACAAAAGGGGACAGCCUCUUAGCGGAGAGUCGCGCCGAUCGUCGUGUUUACUUCUUGGCACGCAGAUCGUUUGGCUUCCAGCUCUUCCUGUUCCGAGUCAUAUGAUGAGAUCGUCGGAGGAGGCAGGAACACGCCUGUCUGUCACCGAGCGAGACAAAAGCGAAACUACGGGAGAAAGUUCCCUAUUGUCACUUGGGCGGCGGUGAUCGCUCAAGGCGGCCCCCCCCCACCCGGGCCAUGGUCUGACGACCUCCGCGGACCGGAUGGACAACACAGAGGAGCUGGAGGAGAAGCUGAGGAGGCUCCUGGUGAGGCUCGGGAGUCCCCAGGAGGACAGGCAACUGUGCACCCUGAUCCAGAUCAUCCAGGAUCUCCUCUUCCUGGCACACACCGACCAUGCGUGUGAGCUGUUUGAGGACAAAGACGUCCACGAGCCCCUCAUGGCUGUGCUGUCCGCCCACACGGGCAGCAGAGGAGUCCAGCAGGUGGGCGUGUCUCUGCUGUGUCAGCUGCUGGAAAUAUGUCCUGCUAUGCUGGAGCACCUGAACGCACCACACCAGCAGAUCCUGAGGGUUCUGUCUGAGUACCGCUCUGACUGCAGGGUGACUAUGAUUGGACUACGAGCUCUGGCACUCCUCCUGCCGUCAGACUCCAUCGCUCUUCUGAUGCUGGAGGAGGAGGAGGAACCGGACGUGUUUAGCCUGGUGGCGCACGCCAUGGAGGCGUUCCCCUCCAGCGAGGAGGUGCAGCUCCAAGGCUGCCGAGCUCUGCAGGAGCUCCUGCGGCGAGUGAGCCAGGACCACCUGGUGGAGUUUGUAGAGAACCGGGACCAUGCUGUGGUCCUCGCCGCCCUGCAGAGGUUUCCUGACAACCCGGAACUGCAGCUGCAGGCCAUGAAAGUGCUCCUGCCUCUGGCUGAACCCAGCAGCAACGUGGAGAUGUUGAUGUCCGGCGGCGCCCGCUGCUACAGCGCGCUUGUCUCCGCCAUGGACGCCUUCCCGGCGGAGGAGGAGCUUCAGGAGACAGCGUGCCGUCUGUUCAGGAGGUUCACUUCAGAGAGCUACUACAACAUCCUGGUGCUCAACGGCGCGGCGAGGGUUGCAGUGAGGGCCUGUUACGCGUUCCCCCACAAUGCCGCGCUGCAAGCCGCCGCCCUCUCCUGCCUGGCUGAACUCACGGCCACCAUGGUGCAGAGCCGGGCCGUGGCCGAGCAGGGCCUGGAACAUGGCGAAGAGGAGGAGAACAGGGGCUCGGAGCAGGUGGAGGACAUGGGUCUAGACUGGAUGGAGGCCUGCUGUACGGCGCUGGAUCUCCAUGCUGCAGAACCAGCUGUUCAGGAGGCUGCAUGCUGGGCCAUCCACAGUCUGAUGGUGCAUGGGGCUGCAAGCACUCAUCCAGGAGAGGAGCAAGAUGAGAGGACUCCAGUUCAUCGACAGAUGAUGGCGGCCAUGCUGCUCCACUCCUCCUCCCCCGGCGUGAUUGAAGCCGCCACCAGCGCCAUCGCCACGCUGGUCACGCGGAACGCUAAGAUGCGCUCCAUGCUGCUGGCCGGCGGCCUCCAUGUCAACCUGGUGGAGAUGAUGAAGAGACACUCGGCCUCCGUGGAAGUCUCCAUCAGCGCCUGCCGACUGCUCAGCCUCCUCUUCCAGGGGAGGACGGCCAGUCUGGACGAGCUCAACAUGGCCAUGAGUCAGAUCCUCAGCGUCAUGAAGAUUCACAACUUCCAGUCCGAGGUGCAGCUGGAGGCGCUGCAGGCCAGCCUGGUCUUCCUCUGUCCUGACCGGAGCUUACGGGAACACGGCGUCUCUGUGGCCGACCCGGACAUGGCCGACGUGUCCCUGAAGGUCCUGAAGAACCAGAGUGUGGUGGAAGGAGCACACACCGUCUACCUGGAGGUCCUCAACAGGUUCAUCAGGUGUCCGAACAUCCAGAUGUGCGGCUUGAAAGUUCUCACCUCCCUGGCGGACUGCUCCGGCGCUGUGGACUUGCUUUGCCAGCAGGGGGCGAUUGACACGGCGCUCCACACGCUGCAGAUGUUCCCACAGGAGCGAGAGAUCCACUUCUGGGGCCUGACCUUGCUCAGCUACCUGGUGGCCAAGAAGAAGCUGUCCAGGAUGAUCGUUCCGGUCCUGGCCUCGGUUCUGGUCACCUCGCUGGGCCAGCACGGGGAGGAUUAUGACUUACUGCUGAAGUGUUUCCAGGUGGCUUUGAGGAUGCUGGACGCCUGCUCAGGGGCGGCCAUUGAGCUUCAGAGAGAAGACUUUGACAGGCAAAUCUUCCAACACCUCCGAGAGUCCGAUAUCUCCGACCACAGCAGGAACACGCUGCGUAGGUCCGUGUGCUUGGCUCUGUCCAGGAUGUGCUCCAACCCCGAGCUGCACUACCGCAUGCUGGAGAAGGCGUGCGAGGACGGCGACACGGUGAUGGCCGAGUGUCUUAUCGAGCUCGGCGCCGACGUCAAUAAGAAGACCAAAGCUGAGUCUCUCAUCUAUCAGGUGUGUGAGAAAGGAGGACCUCUGGAGCUGGUGGAGCUGCUGCUCAGUCAGGGCGCCCACGAGCAGCACCUCCGCCGGGCUCUGGCGGUGAGCGUGAAGCGAGGUGAUGGGCCGACAGUCAUCCGGCUGCUGGGCCGCCUGGGCCUGGACCUCAACAACAACGCCCUGUGCCUCGGAGGAUUCCGCCUGGGCCGCCUGGACGCCUCCUGGCUCUGCCCCCUGCUGGCCGAGCGCGGCAGAGCGCACAGUCUGCGCCACAGCAACAGUCGAGGAGCCAGUUUGGCCCGGUACAUCCAUUCGUUACAGCGCUCCAAGACCUCGGGCGGUCCUCUCCGGUUUCUGGGUGAACCCUGCCUGACGUCUGGCUACAUUUCGGAUGAGAGUGACGACUCCAGCUUCAGCUUCGUCUCACUGGAUGAAGGCCUCUUCCUCGACGAAAUGGAGAGUGAUGGAAGCGACUCACUGACAGGGACGCCUCGAAAUAAUUCGACAGAGGAGCUGAGGGGAGGCUCCUUCAAAAGGAAGCAGGGACGUCGCAGACAUGCCAGUGCAGAGAGUGGUGCGACGGAGCGUGAGCACGCUGAGGCAGCACACCGCAGAUGUAGAAGAAGCCAAAAAACUUUGUGGUCUCCGGAGUGCUCGUCGGCGCCGCCCAAAGAGAAGGAGAGGAUCCGCCUCCUGGACCUGUCGGGAAACGAGCUGGACUCCCUGUCCUGCCUGAUGGACCAUGGCUCGGUUCAGCAGCAGCUGGCUCACCUCCAAAGGCUGGACCUGAGUCACAACAUCCUGCUGGAGUUCCCCGCUGCUCUUUGUCAGAGUUUGAUCAGCCUGACCCGACUGGACCUGCAGGGGAACCAGCUGCAGUCGGUGCCGGCGGAGCUUUUGGCCCUGCCCGCACUCGCCGCUCUCAACGUCUCGCGAAACUGCAUCGGCCCGCAUCUGGCCUUGGGGCCCGCCGUCACGUGUCCCUCGCUGCAGCGCCUCAACCUGUCCUUUAACAAGUUGACCAGCUUCCCCUGCGAGCUGGGCGGGGCCACGGAGAACCUGGAGGAUCUGCUCAUGGAAGGAAACAACAUCGUCGAGCUCUGCGCUCCUCCGCGUCUCCUCCACAUCAAACUGCUCGACGUGAGCAAGAACGCCGUGGCCAUCGUUUCUCCGGACUUCCUGACCGGCUGCCCCAAGCUGGAAGUCCUCAAUGCCUCCUCCAACAAAAUCUGUUCUCUGUCACGGCUUCCAUCGAAGAUCACCACCCUGAAACUGGCCAACAACCGUUUCCCUCGUGUUCCGGAGUCCCUACUGGAGCUGCCAAAUCUGAGAUCCGUGGACAUGAGGACCAACGGCAUCGCCGUCCUGCCCGGCCCCGGCUUGUGGGCGUCCAGCAACCUGAGAGAGCUGAUGUUCAGUCAGAACCACAUCGGCGUUCUGGACCUGAACGGACCCGUGCACAGAUGGGCCCGUCUGGAGAAGCUCCACCUGAGCAACAACGAGCUCGUGGAGCUCCCUCCACAGGUGGGUCUGUUAGAGGGUCUCACUUCCUUGGACGUGAGCCGCAACGCCGGCCUGCGCUCCUUCCCGGACGAGAUGGGCCGGCUGGGCCGACUGUGGGACCUCCCUCUGGACGGGCUCCGGCUGCAGCUGGACCUCAAACUGAUUGGGACCAAGACCAAAGACAUCGUCAGGUUCCUGCAGCAGCGCCUGAAGAAGGCGGUGCCGUACUACCGCAUGAAGCUCAUGGUGGUGGGGCACGCCGGCAGCGGGAAGACCAGUCUGGUCCAGCAGCUCAUGAAGAUCAAGCGCACGCGGGCCGGCUCCGGACGAGCCGGGGCGGGCGUGGACGUCCGCGACUGGACCAUCAGGGAGCGCGACAAGAAGAAGAUGGUGCUGAGCGUGUGGGACUUCUCAGGCGGCGAGGAGCUGAGUGGCUCGCAGGCUCACUUCCUGUCGUCCAGAGCGCUCUACCUGGUGGUGCACGACCUGAGCAAAGGAGCCGAGCAGGUGGACGCGCUUAAACCGUGGCUCUUCAACAUCAAGGCCGCUGCCCCGCUCUCCCCGGUCAUCUUGGUGGGAACUCACUUGGACCUGGUCCAGGAUUCGUCCUUCCAGGCUUGUCUCGGCAAGAUCCGAAAGGAGCUGCUGUCCCAGCAGGGCUUCCCCACCAUCCAGGACUACCACACGGUCUCGGCCUGCGAGGACUCGGACGCCAUGGGAAGGCUGCGCAAGGCCAUCGCCAAGGAGGUCGCCGGCUUUAAGAUCCAGGGUCAGCCUGUGAUGGGCCAGCUGGUGCCAGACAGCUACGUUGAGCUGGAGCGGAGGCUUCUCCAGGAGAGGACCCGAGUUUCUCCCGAGUUCCCCGUCCUCAGGCAGCAGGAGCUGCUGAUGCUGAUCCAGGAGAGUCAGCUGCCGCUGGAGGAGGCGGAGCUCCCCCACGCCAUCCGCUUCCUCAGCGAAGCCGGGGUGUUGUUGCACUUUGACGAUCCCACCCUGCAGCUCCAGCAGCUCUACUUCAUCCACCCACAGUGGCUGUGCAACGUCCUCUCGCAGAAAGUUACCCAGAAUGCCCCUGGCUCCCGGGAGCAACCUCAAGGCGUCGCCGAGCGCUCUGCGCUGGAAAGAGUUCUGUCGGAGACCCGACGUUUUCCCGCCAGUCACAUGACACAAUACUUCAAGCUGCUGGAGAAGUUUCAAAUCGCUCUGCCGUGUGGCGACCACCAGCUACUCCUUCCCAGCAGUUUGCCGAAGCACAAACCACACAUUGUUCUGCCGCACUGCGAGAAGUCGGAGGUGAUCGUGCGUCUUUACGAGAUGCCUUAUUUCCCCGUGGAUUACUGGCCACGCCAAAUCUGCCGCUUGCUGGCAGUCUCCGCCUACAUGCUCCAUGGAAGAGAAAAGCCUUCACAGCCUGAAAGGUUGUGCUGGAGUCAAGGUGUGUACCUGAGCUGGUCACCUGAGGCGUACUGCCUGGUGGAGUCUUGGGCCCAGCAGAAGGACUCCUCCAGCGUGGUCAGGAUCACUGUGCCCUCCUCACGCAAAGGACAGGUCCUGCUGGGUCAGGUGGUGGACCAGGUGGACUCCCUGCUGGAGGAGUGGUUCCCGGGCCUGCUGAGCACCGACGUGCACGGCAGCGGAGAAGCUCUCCUGAAGAAAUGGGCUCUCUACAGCUUUGAGGACGACCAGGAGUGGAGCAAGAUGCUGCUGGAGGACCUUCUCACCUGCACCGACCAAGAUCUCCUGCUGGUCAACCCGGAGGACCCUCGCUGCACCAUUCCCGUCUCUCAGGUCGCUCCGGACCUGGUGCUCAGCGACCAGCCUCCUGGAAGCAUCCUGGACCCAGACGAGCUGCAGGUGGACCUCUCCAAAACAAACCUCCUGGGCGAUGGCGGCUUCGGGACGGUGUACCGAGGCACCUACAAGAACGAGGACGUGGCUGUCAAGUUAUUCAACAAGCACGCGUCUGAACUUCACAUCUACCGGCUCCUCAGACAGGAGCUGGCGGUUCUGGGUCGCCUGCGCCACCCCAGCCUGGUGGGCCUGCUGGCGGCCGGCGCGGCGCCGCACGUCCUGGUGAUGGAGCUGGCCAUGCGCGGCUCCCUGGACUCGCUCUUCCAGCAGAGGCAGGGCAGCCUGAACAGGAAGCUGCGGCACAGGAUCGCCCUGCACGUGGCCGACGGCCUCAGGUACCUUCAUUCGGCCAUGAUCAUCUACCGCGACCUGAAGCCUCACAACGUUCUCCUCUUCAACCUGAAGGCCGACUCCGAGGUCGUCGCCAAGAUCACCGACUACGGUAUCGCUCAGUACUGCUGCGGCAUGGGGGUCCGCAGUUCUGAGGGCACGCCAGGUUUCCGGGCACCGGAGGUGGCCAGAGGUAACGUGACCUACAACCAGCAAGCCGACGUCUUCUCCUUCGGACUUCUUCUCUACGACCUGUUGACCGGCGGGGAGCGCAUCUCAGACGGCAUGAAGUUCCCCAGCGAGUUCGACGAGGUGGCCGUGCAGGGAAAACUACCAGAUCCAGUGAAACACUACGGAUCUUCUCCUUGGCCCAGCUUCCAGGCUCUGAUGAAGGACUGCUUGAGACCGAACCCUCAGGACCGGCCGACGUCCGCCCAGGUGUUUGACAGGCUGACUGCAGGUGACAUGUUGUGUCUGAUGAUGGAGACGCUGCUUCCCACUGCCGUCAGCGCUGAUUGCUUCACCGUGACUACUCUCGGCCAUCACGCCAUGACCGCCUGGCUGGGAGGGGGCAGCAGCACCCAGAGGACGGGCUGUGUCACCACUGUGGACCUGGACUCUAACACGGUCACCACGCAGGACGUGGACAACAGUCCCGUCCUGUGUCUCGUCACCGUCAGAAUCCCCGGCGAGGCGUGUGAUUGGCUGCUGGCCGGCACGCAGUCGGGCUCGCUGGUGGCGAUGAACGCCGAAGACGCGACGUCUUGGCACCGCCUGCAGAGUGUCAGUGACGCCGUCACCUCGCUCUACUUCCACGUGCACCCCCCACGCCUACAAAGACAGAACUAUCUUCUGGUCGGGACCGCAGACGGCGUGCUCUCAGUUUUUGACCAGUCUGCACUCAAGGACCAAGGACAGCCGGUCAAAGUGUUGACAUUGGGCAGCGUCAACACGCCCGUCAUGUGCCUGGGACAGUCCACCUACUCCCUGGACAGCAGGUGCAUUUGGGCCGCCUGCGGGACCAAAAUCAUGUCCUUCACGGCCGACUAUGACGUCGGCAAGACCCUGGACACCAGACCCGACUCCAUCUUACGGCAUCAGAGCAAGGCAGGUGUGUCCCGCAUGGUGGUGGACAAAUACGUCUACCUCAGCAAGGCUGGAAUGUCCACCGUGGAGGUCUGGGACAAGAGGACUGAGAGGAUGGUGGACUGCAUUGACUGCGCCCAAAUGAUUAGACAUGAGUCCAGCACUGGAGGGAGGAGGCGUGGCAGCGAGGGGGACGUCCCCCGUGAGGGUUGUCCUCCCUGGGCCAGGGUGAAGUCCUUGCUGGUGCAGGGCACCGCAGCGCUGUGGGUGGGCACGAGAGGGGGACACCUGCUGAUCCUGGAUCUGUCCAAGCACGAGACGCUGCAGGUCAUCACGCCGCGCUGUGACUCCAUCCGCUGCAUGGCCUCCGCCCUCAUAGAAACCCUGGACUGGAAGGACGUGGUCCUGGUUCUGGGCAGAAGAGUCCCGCAGGACAGGAGUGAGAGUGACGUCCAGUCGGUGCUGAUGGUGUGGAGCAGCACGCUGUCCUCCCAAGUGAAAGAUCUGAAGAAACACUGCGAGAAAAGACAACACAUCUCUGCAAGAAUGACACAACAACUACACAACCACUGAGCACAGAAAGUUUUUGAAAAAAAGGAUCGACUUGUUUUUUCCCGGACGAGAGUGCGGAAGUGGAACGUUUACCUCAGCUGACGACGAAGACUCGUUUACUCUGUCAGUGUUUACUUUUUCUUCCUGACAAAAGUACUUUAGUGAGGUACUAAUCUGCGGCAGGAAGACAACGUUUGACUCGAGUCUUUUCCGUUAGUUCAAAGGGACAAAAAAACCACGCACGUUAGCUUAGCUUUUAGCCGUAGAAAAAAAAAGCGAAAUAAUUUAUUUUUUUUGAGUUUUUCUUCACAUUUUUUUCAAACUGACCCAACAACAAAACACUAAAGUAAAAAUAUGGUCCAAAAAAUAUUUUAAAAUCGGCACUUUUUUGUAUUUUAUUUUGACCUUGAGUCAUGUGACUUGGGCUCAAUAAACACUACAGAGUUUUAUUUA